This is a messenger RNA of Mastomys coucha (southern multimammate mouse), 2202 nucleotides long. It is a transcript of the gene Cfap184, whose product is annotated as coiled-coil domain containing 96. NCBI's taxonomy places the organism in Eukaryota, Metazoa, Chordata, Mammalia, Rodentia, Muridae. The record is from RefSeq and is a predicted model, not a curated record. Bases 95 to 1819 code for a protein of 574 amino acids. Gene Ontology annotation, biological process: cilium assembly. The transcript has a single exon. Gene Ontology annotation, cellular component: axoneme; ciliary basal body.
UGACCAAUCGCGGGGCCCACCGCGCGCCCUGGUUGCCCCGGGAAACCUAACAGCAGGCAUCAGCCGGCCUCAGACCCGAGCCAGCGGGUCGAACAUGGACAGCCACUCCGGGGACAUCGAAGGCGAAGGCCAAGCCGAGGAAGGCCUGGCCGGGCAGCCGCCCGAGAUCGAAGUUAGCUCCGAACCUCUGACUCCGGCGGACCCUGAUGAGCAGAAGCCGGAGCCUGAGACCGAGACCCAGCCGGUGUCGGACAGCUCGAAAGCAGAGGCUUCGGAGGGGAGCGAUAACGCCCAUGUUGAGCCCUCGGAAAGUCCGGGGGCCGCUGAGACCGAGGACAAGGCAGUAGAGGCCGCGAGCGAGGCCGAGUCCCUAGAGCCAGAGAGUCUGCCACAGACCCAGCCCAAGACCGAGCCGGAGUCCAAGGAGCCAGAGGACAAAGACGAAGAGGAGGACGAGGAGGAAGAGGACGAAGAUGAGGAAGAGUACGAGGAACCCGACAGGUUGGAGAAGCAGAAGGGCAAAGAGAAGAGGGAGAAGAGGAAGGAGUCACGGUUCCGACCCUCUCUACCGCUGACCACGAUUGUCGAGGAGGCGGCUGCUCCGACCCCACAAGCUGCGAAAGAGAAAGCAAAGGGGCCGCAGAAGAAGAGAGAGAGUGAAGAGAUCGAGGCGAUAGAUCGAGAUCGACGCAAGAAAACCUCACAAGAGCUUCACCCCGGAGAGGAGACGGAAGAGGAGGAGGAAAAAGUAGAGAAAGGGAAGGACAGUGAGGAGGAGUUUGAGUGGACAGCGGAUGUGCGGAAGCUGCAAGAGCAGCAGCUGCGUGGUGAGCUGGUCGAGCAGUACCACUCCCUGCUCGUGGAGCGGAACCGUUAUCAGCGCUACAAUAUGUACCUACAGCAGAAGAUUCACGAGACCCUACGCAAGAAGGGUCUGGAAGCGGCCGCGGAACCUGUGGACAGGAGCGCUGAACCAGAAUCUCCCGAGAAAGAGCAAACGUACUUGCGCUAUCUGGCCAUGCUGGAGGAACUGAAAAAACAAGAAGCGGACGACUUGGAGUGGUACCGUCACGAGGUGCGUGAGCUGAAGCAGCAGUGCAAGGAGAAGCAGACCAAGGUGGAGAAAGAGUGGCGGCGCUUCCAGGCCCUCAAGAAGCAGGUGGUGAUGCAAGUCAUGGGCAGUUGCCGCAUGCGCGGUGGGCGCCAGGCUGCUCUGAGAGAGGUGGAACAGCUUCAGGCUCUGGAGGAUAAAAAGGAGAAGGAGAUGAGCGCCGUGCGUCUGGAGAACGUGCAACUGAAGCAGAGCCUGGUACACUUUGAAACCAGGAUGAAGGCCCAGGAGGACUUGGCUGAGGGGCUGCUCCUCAUCGACUUUGAACAGCUCAAAAUUGAGAACCAGACCUUCAACGAGAAAGUAGAGGAACGAAACGAGGAACUUUUAAAACUGCGCACUAAAGUGACCAGCAACGUGCAGGUUAUAACACACGUGAAGGAAAAGCUGUCUUUCAUAGAUAUGGAGAACUCAUGCAAAAAGGCACAACUUUCGGAAGUGGAUGCCCAGGUGGCCCUAGGAAGAGACCUAUUGACGAAGACAAAACAAUCCCGAGACAGCCUGCGAAUCGACAACAUCAAACUGAGUCAGAAAUGUGGGCUUCUGGGUAAGGAAUCACUCCUCCGAGAUUUGGAAGAAAAGGUGGAGAAGACAGAAAUGCUCAAUAGGCGCCUGGAAUCCCUGAAGCGCCAUCACGCCGGGCUCACCUUGUCCUGCAAAGGGGUGAAGCAAAAGAUCAGGGAAGCCAAAACCUUCCUCCCAUCUUGACAGACCUUGACGGGACAGCCGGCAAAACUUCAACUCCAAAAACUGUCCCUUACUCUCCUCUGCAUCUGAUUGUCCAUUCUGUGGAAGUUGGGAUGAAAUUUUAUUUUUUGGUCUGUUUUCCAGCUUUCAAAUUCCUGCUGAACACAUCCAGCUAGCAGUAGUUCUACAUGAGGUUAAGAAAAAUAUAUCUAGAGAGUGGGGUGAUUAAACCAACUGAUGAAGCGCCUUUAUAGCCAAGCAGCCCCAGUCUAAAGGAUUGUUAGAGCUGCCUCUUACCUAUGUCUAAGGAUGACUUAAAGGUUCAAUGAGUGGGCAUAGAAAAUCUCUAUGCACUGAUCUGAUGACUCGUCAUCUUUGUACUAAUUAAACUUAAGAGUAUUGAA